GUUCCAUCUUAGAGAAGUGCGGCUUUUAGACCGUUGAUCUUCUUGGAAGCUGCUUCUUCAACUUGUUCAAGUCCUUGUUGAGUUUCAGUCUUUCAUAGCCUCUUCAAGUCUAGUCUCCUGUAAAGUCGUCGGUUGGUUCAGAGAGCUUAGCUCUUGUGCUCCUCAUCUUGUUCAUCUCAAGCCGUGUUUCUGUUCACUAGGGUGUCUUUGUAUGCAAUCUGAACCCUUUUCUCCCUUUGAACUUUUUGUCAGUCGUUUGAGGUUUUAGAGGGUGGUUUUGUGGUUUCCGAGUUUGAGAGUAGUGCAAUUUUUGGUCUUUGUGGAGAUCAUGGCUUAUGAAGAUCCAAGUCAUAUGCGUGUUUGGAAGCUGAGGAUUUACUACCUCCAAUUGUGUACCUAGCAAGCUCUCCUCACAAAUUGAUCAUCUUUAACUGUCCAUGGAAUCUGAACAAGUAAUUUGUGAAUUGUAGAGUUGCAGCUUUAGGAUAAAUUCUUACACUGGGUUAUGCUUUUAUCUGUUACCGUUGUAGGCUUUGCUUCAGAAAUGAUAUGGUCUUCUAAUUAGGGUGUUGCAGCUUUAGGAUAAAUUCUUACACUGGGUUAUGCUUUUAUCUGUUACCGUUGUAGGCUUUGCUUCAGAAAUGAUAUGGUCUUCUAAUUAGGGUGGUGCGUGCAGAUGUGUUUGUAGUUGUGUUAACCUCAGAUAGAAGUCAUAGAACGCAUACCUUUCGAACCAUGGAUCAAUUGAAUGACCUUUCGUCAUCUUUGAGCUUUGCCUCUUCUUAUCUGUCAAAUGGAUCAAGUGGUAACCAUGUGUCUGCCUCAGCCAUUUCUCAAAGUACAGAGCAUUUGAGUCUAAGCAGACUCAGUGAUAACCUUGAAAGGUUGUUGCUUGAUUCUGAAUAUGAUUAUAGUGAUGCGGACAUUGUUGUUGAGGGUGUUAAGGUUGGUGUCAAUCGGUGUAUAUUGGCUGCGCGUAGUCAAUAUUUUCAUGAGCUUUUUAAGAAGGGGAAUGAUGAUUCGAAGAAGGAAGGCAAACCGCAGUAUAUGAUGUCUGAAUUGGUUCCUCAUGGUGGAGUUGGCUGUGAAGCAUUCAAGGUAGUCUUGAACUAUUUGUAUACUGGAAAACUUAAGCCGCCGCCUCCAGAAGUAUCAACAGUAUCAACAUGCGUUGAUGAUGGUUGUCCCCAUGAUUCAUGCGGACCUGCUAUUAAUUACGCUGUGGAGUUGAUGUAUGCUGCUGCCACUUUCCAGAUGAAGGAGAUCGUUCAAGUCGUGCAGCGCCGACUUACCAACUUUGUCGAGAAAGCUCUUGUUGAAGACGUGAUCCCAAUUCUUGUAGCCUCUUUCUACUGUGAUCAGAAACAGCUGUUUUCACACUGCAUCGAGAGAGUAGCACGGUCUGAUCUUGACAAUGUGAUUCUAGAGAAAGAGCUUCCUCAUGAAAUUUUUUAUAGUAUUAAAUCACUCCGUCUCGAAUCUCAGCAACUGGAUGAUGCAAUUUUGGUGGAAAUGGAGCCGCUGGAGGAUAAGAGGCUUAAAGGCAUCAGAAACCUCCACAUGGCAUUAGACUCUGAUGAUGUUGAACUGCUUAAGCUUCUUCUAGAUGAGCCUGGUUCUGUAACAUUAGAUGAUGCUUAUGCUCUCCACUAUGCUGUUGCAUACUGUGAUCCGAAGAUAGUUAAAGAGGUUCUUGGUCUACAACUGGGCAAUACCAACCUUAGAAAUGCUCGAGGACAUACUGUACUUCAUGUGGCUGCAAGGCGCAAGGAACCAGCAGUCCUAGUUCCUCUUCUGAACAGCGGAGCCUCUGCCUUAGAAAGAACAUUAGAUGGUCAAACUGCUGUUGCAAUUUGCCGGAGGUUGACUAGACCAAAGGAUUAUCAUGAGAACACAAUGACGGGACAGGUGUCUAACAAGGACAGAAUAUGUAUAGAUCUUCUUGAGAGAGAAAUGAAAAGAAAUUCGAAGGCUGUGAACAUGUCAAACACAUCACAGGUGAUCAAUGAUGAUUUAAAUGCGAAGCUGGAUUAUUUUGAAAAUAGAGUGGCAUUUGCACGGUUGUUGUUUCCUGCUGAAGCCAAGCUUGCUAUGGAAAUGGCAGAUCAUCCAAAAUCAGGGUACAGUGGCCUAGCAUCAAAAGGCUCUAGUGGGAACUUGCGAGAGGUUGAUUUGAAUGAAACACCUUCUGUAAGAUCCAAAAGACUCAAAGAAAAAUUGCAAGCCCUUAUUAAAACAGUGGAAAUGGGACGGCGCUUCUUCCCCCAUUGCUCAGAAGUGCUCGAUAAGUUUUUGGAAGAUGAGAUGGAUAUGGCUGAUUACAUCCUUGAGAAAGGCACUCCUGAAGAGCAGCAAAACAAGAAGAUGCGCUUCUUGGAACUUAAAGAUGAUGUGCAAAAGGCAUUCAGCAGGGAUGUGGCUGAAAAGCAGGGUUCAGUUUUGACAGCCUCAUCAUCAUCCUCAUCGUCUCCGAAGGAGGGAAAAGGUCAAGUUAAUCGUAAGGUUAGGAAAAGGUGAAGUUAAUAAUAUUGUAGGACGCCAUAUUAUUUUUGAUAUAUAUUGUAGCUGUAUUUUGCUUUGA
Messenger RNA from Argentina anserina (silverweed cinquefoil), 2581 nucleotides. Its product is annotated as BTB/POZ domain and ankyrin repeat-containing protein NPR1-like. The transcript has 4 exons. Gene Ontology annotation, molecular function: protein binding. The record is from RefSeq and is a predicted model, not a curated record. Bases 736 to 2517 code for a protein of 593 amino acids. NCBI's taxonomy places the organism in Eukaryota, Viridiplantae, Streptophyta, Magnoliopsida, Rosales, Rosaceae. Gene Ontology annotation, biological process: regulation of salicylic acid mediated signaling pathway; defense response to bacterium; regulation of jasmonic acid mediated signaling pathway. Gene Ontology annotation, cellular component: nucleus.